Molecule: messenger RNA, 378 nt
Organism: Aplysia californica (California sea hare)
Lineage: Eukaryota; Metazoa; Mollusca; Gastropoda; Aplysiida; Aplysiidae
Product: lectin ADEL-like
Exons: 3
Coding region: 1-378 (125 amino acids)
Source: RefSeq, a predicted model, not a curated record
AUGUUUGUCAUUGACCCUGAGCCACGUUGUGCUCUACUGAAGCUGGAGAGUCUGGACUACAAGUACUUCAGUAGGCCGGUGUUGCCUAGAGCUUGGAUCACUUUGGUGUCUGUGAAGAAGGACUACAGUAGAGGCAACUGCAAACUCGGAGUGGGCUACGGCUUCUCUAGGAACGAGUGUGUAAACAAGACAUUGAAGAGCGACAACCACGCCUACCUUUCUGAGCAAGUGCCCGGAGCCUGCUACGUCUCUUCCAUGGGGGUGAAGGGCAGAGAUAGACCUCCUUGCGUGGCUGAUGUCAACUACGGCUUCACUGGACCAUACGUCUGGGUGAGAGCAGGCUGCCAGGCCGAGUUUACCGUCUGCUACAUGGAGUGA